Cylicostephanus goldi is the source of this 686-nucleotide messenger RNA. The record is from the annotation of a GenBank genome assembly. NCBI's taxonomy places the organism in Eukaryota, Metazoa, Nematoda, Chromadorea, Rhabditida, Strongylidae.
AUGGAACGUAUAGCUAAUUUACAAGCGAUGCGCGACACUCUCACUGAUGAGCAAUAUGAGAAAAUGCACGAUGAUGUCGUCAGAGAGGAUGAGGCAAUCGAAUAUGAUGAAGAUGAGAAGGAAUUUCGCGAAUUAUAUGCAACCAUAUGUAUAGAUUACUUGAAGAAGGCUGACCAGAAUAGGGGGGAUUCAACUUCCCGGAUGACAGGACGGCUGCCUCCGACAAGACCUCCAGAUCAGUCACCACUGGGUCCAAAAACAGCGUUUAGAUCGCCCUCGCCUGGAAGUUCGCCGCUCAAAUCACCUGGACAGUCGACCGUGGAUUCUGAAGAGCAUCAAGUAGCGUCGAAGGCUGAGGAAGAUCACAUUAGCGGCCAGUUUGUAAAAGAUUCUUCUACUCCGUUGCGGGAUGCAUCCCCGGCUACCUCUAUUGAUGAGCCACCAAAAACGGCACCAUCCCGAACUGAGACCCGUCGUAGCAGUGCUCGUAACGAACCUGAGAAGGCACAAAGCACAGCUGAAAAGGAGUCGUCUAUUCAUGUUGUGGAUAGCCCAGCAGGGCGUGUAAGAGGAGCUCGGCGUCCUGUGGCUGUAGAGUCUCCUUUGGUGGCUAAGUCGAGUGCGCGCAGUAGUGCUGGAGCUGAUGUGAAGAGAGAGGAUGUGAGGGAGGAUGCGAAAAGGUGAGG